Messenger RNA from Branchiostoma belcheri (Belcher's lancelet), 1863 nucleotides. RefSeq names its product hydrogenase maturation factor HoxX-like. The coding region runs from base 1 to 1863 and encodes 620 amino acids. The record is from RefSeq and is a predicted model, not a curated record. The transcript is spliced from 9 exons. Gene Ontology annotation, molecular function: catalytic activity. Gene Ontology annotation, biological process: biosynthetic process. NCBI's taxonomy places the organism in Eukaryota, Metazoa, Chordata, Leptocardii, Amphioxiformes, Branchiostomatidae.
AUGAAGAAUCGCGCUACCUGGCGGUCCAUGCUGUACCUGCAGAAGUCUGCAGUCCGCACAGCUGCGACGUCACUUCAGCUCAAAUUCCUUUCCCAGCGACCAUUGCAGCAGGUACCCCAGCAGCUGUCCCAGCAACCAUCUCAGAAGGUAUCCCAGCAACCCCCGGAGGUCUCCCCUCUCCCGUGGGUGGACUUCGCCGCUCCAGAUCCGACAAAAUCCUCGGGAAGACAGCGUAAAAUCACCUUUCUGUGCAACUCCUUCAACGGGCUGUCCCAGCGGCUGUACCUGGAGCUGAUAUCACGUGGCCAUCACGUGAUUGUCCAUGACAACCCACGUGGUGAGAAGAUGACAGAGGUGGUAGAGGCAGAUCAGCCGGACCUGGUGGUGUGCCCGUUCCUGACUCGCCGGGUCCCGCCCAGCCUGUAUAACAACCCGGCCCGACCCGUCCUCAUCGUACAUCCGGGCAUUCCGGGAGACGAGGGGCCGUCGUCCAUUGACUGGGCGCUAAAGGAGGGCGCCACCGAGUGGGGCGUGACGGUACUGCAGGCGGCGGAGACGAUGGACGGAGGAGACAUUUGGGCCACCUGUAAGUUUACUAUCAACCGCCAGGCGACCAAAUCUAGCCUCUACGGAAAGGAAGUCACCCAGGCGGCGGUGGUCUCCGUUCUGCAGGCCAUUGAUGCCUGGGAGCGAGACGUGCCGCCGAUACCUCUUGAUUAUAAGCACCCAGAGGUGAAAGGUGAGCUGAAGCGGAAGCUGACGGCUGAGGACCGGCAGGUGGACUGGACGCAGGCGGCGGAGGACGUGGCGAGGUCUGUGCGCGCCUGCGACUCCCAGCCGGGCGCGCUGGGCGUGCUCCGUCUGCCUGUACAAGGUCAGUAUCAUGUCCAGAACCUAGACUAUCUACGACUAGAGCAUGAGUUCGCGCUGUUUGGCGCAUGCGUGGAAGGUGACCCUGACCUGACACGGCGCGUGAAGAAAGACCAGGAGUUGCGCGUCGCCCCCGGUGACGUCAUCGGCAGGAGGAACGGCGCUGUCUUGGUGGCCUGUGGAGAGGACACCGCUGUCUGGAUCUCACAUCUUAAGACUUCCCCCAAGAAAACCAGUCUGAAACUUCCCGCCACGUCUGUCCUGCCUCCAGCUGACGUCACGCCCCUUCCCAUCAACCACUCCGACCCCCUUCCUUACAGCACCAGGCCUAAGACGUUCCAGGACGUCUGGACGACGCGCCAAGAUGGCGUCUGUUACGUGCACUUCGACUUCUACAACGGCGCGAUGAGCACGGCCCAGUGUAAGCGGCUGGAGCAGAACUCCGAAUGUGCCGCCACCGAAUCCUGGGCUAACAUCACAGCCAUCGAUGACGUAGUUAAGGCGAUAUUCAGCAUACGCAGUAAGGUGACAGUAGCGGCACUACAGGGGAAUGCAGGAGCUGGUGGCGUCAUGAUGGCUCUUGCUGCAGACAAGGUUUGGAGCCACGCAGGCGUGGUGCUGAACCCACACUACCGCAAGAUGGCACUUUUCGGUUCCGAGUAUUGGACCUACUCCCUGCCUCGCAGGGUGGGAAGCCCCGCGGCAGAGGAACUGACCAAUGAGCUGCAGCCACUCCUGGCUACGAAAGCCCGUGAUAAGGGCAUGAUAGAUGACGUAAUCGGGUACAACGCGGAAGAGCUGAAUGCGCAGAUCCCGCAGAUGUGUCGGCGCCUGCAGGCCAACUCUCGCGAGAUUCUCCGAGAGAAGAAAUCAGAGACGACGUCACUCUGGUCCACCCUGGAGGAGCAUCGUCAUGAGGAACUGGCGCGCAUGUGGAAAUGUUUCCACGACGAGGAGUACCAUGACAGAAGGCACAACUUUGUGUACCACUAG